Messenger RNA from Dermatophagoides pteronyssinus (European house dust mite), 1650 nucleotides. Its product is annotated as protein NDRG3-like. The record is from RefSeq and is a predicted model, not a curated record. NCBI's taxonomy places the organism in Eukaryota, Metazoa, Arthropoda, Arachnida, Sarcoptiformes, Pyroglyphidae.
CACUUUGAAUAUAAUACUAUCCACUAAGUCACAUCGACACUUUUUUCCCGUUGAAUAUAGACUCUAUUCUUCAAGCUAAUUCAUCAUCAUAACAACACUUAUCGACAAUCAUUCCCACAGUUUAAUUUGUUCCAGACAUUACACACUAUACUUUACACGUUACAACAAUAACGAAAAAAUGCCUAUCUACUAUAAAAAAGUUAGCCAUGAUGCUAACGACCUAAGCUUAAUCGAAUCUGGACUUGGUUCAACAUCAUCAGCAAAUGUUGGCAAUUCUUUUUUCAACAAUAUCGGUUCAAUGCCUAAGAAAUUGACCAACAAUUUCGGCUCAAGAUCAAGUGUCAAUGAAGUAGAAUUGGAAAAGAUUAGUUUCAGUUUUCCCGGCUCAAAUGAAGAUUGUGAAAAUGGUGGCGAUGAUUUUGAUAAAUCAAGAUUAUUAUCAAAAACAAGCGAUGCUGAUCGUGAUCGUUUGAUGACCAGGUUUGGUCCUGUAGUUGUUGUUAAACAAUCGCCAGCGAUAAUAGUAGAUGGACAAAAUAAAUCACUCCCACCAAGACCAGUAAUCAUCACCUAUCAUGAUAUUGGCCUCAAUUAUUUCUCCAAUUUCGAAUCAUUCUUUUCUCGAGCAUAUAUUAAGCAGAUGUUACAAGAUUUCCGUAUCUAUCAUAUUAAUGCGCCCGGACAAGAAGAGAAUUCCGAAGAUCUUUCUUCAAAUUAUCUGUUUCCGACCAUGGAUGAAUUAUGCGCUCAACUGGAUGAAAUAUGUCGCUAUUAUAACAUACAGGAAUUUAUUGGUUUUGGUUACGGAACAGGUAGUAAUGUUCUUAGUCGUUUUGCUCUCAAACAUCCAGAUAUGGUAGAAGGAUUAUUUUUGAUCAAUCCAUCCGCAACAACAUCUACAUGGACCGAAUGGUUCUAUCAGAAAUUGAAUCUCCGUGCAUUGGCUCAACCACCAUCGACAGCAAAUGUAACGCCAAGUUCAUCAAUUCAGAAUCAGGAUCUUCCUCUAACCGUUCAGGAUUAUUUCCUCUGGCAUUUGUUUGGCAACUUAAGUUUACCAGAUCGACCCAUCGAUGAAGAAGCGGUAACAUUUUAUCGGCGAUAUUUUAGUUCCGGAGUAAUCAAUAAAAACAAUCUGGCUCGCUUUUUGGAAUCAUAUCUGAAUCGUACAGCAUUGGGUAUAUCGCGUGAUGACCGUAUCACGAAUUUCAAAUGCCCUGUAGCCAUCGUUAGUGCCGAUUAUUCUCCACAUGUAGAUGAAUCUGUAAAAAUGAAUUCACGAUUAGAUCCAACAAAUUCAACUUGGGUCAAACUUGGUGAUUGUUCAAUGCCUUUGGAAGAACAGCCAAAUAAAACCGCUGAAGUUCUGUUCUUGUUUCUUCAAGGUUUAGGUUACACGUUGAAAAAAGCAUUAAAUCGAAGUCGUGGAUCAUCAUUAUUAAGUGGUAAAAGUAUGCCUUGUUUGCAAUUUCUUCAUCCAACAAAACAAAAUUCAUCCACACAAUCAGCCGCGACAAUCAUUCCAAAUUCAAAUGGAUCCUCCACUUAUGCAACUGUUUCAUCAUCAUCACCACAAAACAAUCGACGAGCUACACUUGCCGAUAGUGGUCUAAGUAUUUAACUUGUCAAAUUCAUUCAUGAUAAUCACAA